UUCGGCUCGGACGUGUGACUGUACUUUUAUGAAGUGCUACUAAUAUUUUUAGGACACCAUUAAUAGUGAUUAUAAUGACAGUUAUAGUUUAAAAUCGUGAUAUUAAACUGGACGUGUGUAUAAACUUUUGUGUGCUCUACAUAGAGUUUUGGUGAGGAUGGGUGCACCUGCCUGGGGCCGCGCCGGGGCCGACCGACCGCGGCUGCUGCGCAUGACCCCGCUACGGCACAGCUUCGCCGCCCCGCCCACGCCGCCGACGCACCAACCUCGAACCCACGACUACGCGUCCGAUGCAGACACCAAUAAAAAAGAGGACAGCUGGAAUGCCAAUCUAUCGCAAAGAUGGAGGAAGCUCCGACGGCGGUGCUCUCGGCUGCGGCCCGGCUCAGGGAACAGAGAGCCGAGCCCAGUACGCGGAUCCCCCUCACCGCAAAGACUUCCUGAACACUGCUCGCCAACACCGCCCUCCAAACUGUCCUUCAGACACCGAGGCAAAGUGUACACGACCGCGUCCCUGCGCGUCACGAGCGGGGCGCCCGACAUACUCCGAGCGCUCGGAAAACUAGGCGGCGGCCUGAGAAGACGAGCUCUAUCGGCCCACGACGUCCUAACACCGCCUCAGCAGCCCGCCACGUUCUACGUUCCUAGUCCCAGUGCAAAGAGACACCCGCCCUCGCCUUCUCCGCCCAGACAGAGUGCCACAGUAAGAAGACGCUGCAGCUCCCCAAACGUCUACCGAGCGAAGGACCAAAAUUCCAAAGAACGCACGCCGCUAAUAACCCCCGAAGAUGAGGGGAGGGACGUCGUGGAUUACAACUACAAACGUGAACCCAGACUACCGGUGCGAGAUGUUAGAAGUAGGCCCUACAGUGAGAAUAUAGACAUCGAGCCGAUAUACAGAAACGGCUACGGAAAAGUUACAAUUGAUGCUGACAGGGUUUGGGAGGAACCGUACAGAUUACCGCGAGCGCAGGUCAGGCAGGAGCCCCUGAAACAGUUGCGGAACGGAGUGGCGGAGCUCCGGGUGAGUGCGACGCCGAGAUCCGCCCGCCCCCCACCAGCCCCCCCUAUAGUGAAGCCCAGCAAAAGACCACAGCCUCCUGAGCCACGAGACACUCACACUUUUGAGGUGAGAUUCACCAAGUCAGCGGGCGGCAAAGGUCUCGGCUUCAGUAUCGUGGGCGGGAAGGACUCGCCGCGAGGAGACAUGGGCAUCUUCGUCAAGACCAUAUUCAAUAAUGGACAAGCCGCGGAAUCUGGACUGUUACGAGAAGGUGAUGAAAUAAUGUCCGUAAACGGGCGUGGUACCGCCGGGCUGACACACGGCGAAGCCAUCAGGCUGUUCAAGGACGUCCGCGCCGGCCCCGUCCUGCUGAGGGUCGCCAGGCGAGCCCCAGCCCGUUGACUGCCCUGCGCCUGCUGCGGGGACAACCCGCUUCAGGCGCCAAACUACAGCACAAUUUAAUAUUCACGAAAGGUUGACAACCCCUGACAUUGCCCUGUGUCUGUUACGUGGACAACCCACUCCAAAGUCCAGGCGUCAUUACACCAUAUUUUAGAUUUCAACUCCAAAGGUUGAAAACCCCUGACACUACCCUGCGCCUGCACUGCGAGGACAGCUCGCUCCAGGCACCAAAUUACAACACAUUCUAAAGUUCGCGAAACGUUGGAAACCCGUGACAUUAUCGUUGAAUGUUAGAUGACAUUUAGUUAGCAACACCUGCAUUCAACCGUUAAACACAAUUAUAGAGAAGUAAAACAGUACGAGUACAAUAAAUUUUUACUCAAUAUAUUAUAACACGUAUUGACUGUUCGAUCAUACGCACACAUAAACGUGGUUUUAGACAACUUAAUAAUAUGCAAAAAAAGCUAUAAUAUUAUGAUAGAGUAAACUUGUGUUGUGUCAGUGUUGAGAAAGUUUGAUUUCAAGAACAUGCGAAGUUAUUCUACUCUGUCUCUACAUAGGAUGGUAAUGUGUGCCUAGAUCUAGUAUAAAAUGAUUAAAGUUUAUAUUUAAUCUUAUGUUAUGCGAUCAUUAUAACCCUUUGUAGAAAAACUUCCGUGUUCCUUGGCCUAAUAUUUGUUUCAGGGGUAAAUUACUCGGGGAUACCUUAUCUGUUUUUUUCUCAUAAAUAAAAAAAAUGAAUCAUAGCAACUAGUAUAGCGAGUAAAAUAACUAAACUGUACCUAUGCUGAUUUUAGUGGAUUUGUCAAAUUUCGCAAUAUUAUAAAAUACGGUUUAGUGUAUUCUGUGAUAUUAUAAUUCAAAUUGUAGUGUAGUGCCUAAUAUAGCUAUUUAUAUUAUAUCACUUCUCGUCUUAUGUUAUUUUUUGUUAAUGAUAAACAUAAGCUGAAUUAAAACAUUAAUAUAAAUAUUAUAGCUAAAGAAUAUAGAGAAUAGGGCUUGAAUAGUAUAUACAAAUCUCAUGCAAUGCCUGAUACUAAUGAAAUAUUAAUCUAGAUUUUAAUAAAAAAAGUGUGAUUUACAUUUACAGAGCAGCUAGCACUAGCGUUACUGGAAUCCGGUGCAGGACUAACACUGUAUCAAUGUAGAGGCUGACUUGCCUUGAUAGAGUGGCUGACUAAAGAAUCACAGGAUCCAUCGCGGGAUUAACAGUGUAAUUUUUUUUUAUGAAAUAAGGGGGCAAACGGGCAAACGAGUC
Molecule: messenger RNA, 2663 nt
Organism: Aricia agestis (brown argus)
Lineage: Eukaryota; Metazoa; Arthropoda; Insecta; Lepidoptera; Lycaenidae
Product: serine/arginine repetitive matrix protein 1-like
Exons: 5
Coding region: 158-1405 (415 amino acids)
Molecular function (GO): protein binding
Source: RefSeq, a predicted model, not a curated record